Messenger RNA from Etheostoma cragini (Arkansas darter), 1654 nucleotides. RefSeq names its product serine dehydratase-like (gene sdsl). Gene Ontology annotation, molecular function: threonine deaminase activity; pyridoxal phosphate binding; L-serine ammonia-lyase activity. The coding region runs from base 192 to 1160 and encodes 322 amino acids. The record is from RefSeq and is a predicted model, not a curated record. The transcript is spliced from 9 exons. NCBI's taxonomy places the organism in Eukaryota, Metazoa, Chordata, Actinopteri, Perciformes, Percidae. Gene Ontology annotation, biological process: L-serine catabolic process; L-threonine catabolic process.
UUGAUGGUUGGACGCGGUUUGACGCUGAUUUACCUACUGAAGACAUUCUUCUGCAACGUGCAAGCUACUUUACAUAGCAUAAUGUAUCGUGCACUGAAAGUAUGACACACAUUGCAUGACAUUAAACACUUUAGUUAAAGGUCAGAGGCUCGUUCAACAAGACGUUUUAUCCAAACUAAAAUAAGAUAACCAUGGCAAAUCAUUUCCACCUGAACACACCGCUGCUGGAGAGUGUCAGCAUGUCCAAACGCGUGGGAACAACUGUGUAUCUGAAGAUGGAGAAUGCACAGCCCUCCGGCUCUUUCAAGAUCCGUGGCAUCGGACACCUCUGCCAGCAGAUGGUCAGACAGUCCAAAGGGGUUGUUUGCUCUUCAGGUGGUAACGCAGGCAUGGCUGCAGCCUACGUAGCCAGAAAAAUGGGUGUACCAGCCACCAUCGUAGUUCCCUCCUCUUCUCCUCAGUUGGUCGUUCAGAGACUCCAGGAUCAGGGUGCUACUGUCAAGAUUACAGGCAAGGUUUGGGAUGAUGCCAAUGCAGAGGCUCUCCGACUGGCGGAGACCGAAGGACUCACCUACGUUCCUCCAUUCGAUCACCCGCUGCUCUGGCAGGGCCACAGCAGUAUGAUCACAGAGGUUGCAGCAUCUCUGGGGCCCGGUGUGAAGCCUGGAGCUGUGCUGCUGUCUGUGGGCGGAGGAGGGCUGCUCUGUGGUGUCAUCCAGGGCCUGAAGGAUGUAGGCUGGGCAGAUGUACCCAUCCUUGCCAUGGAGACAGCGGGGGCCAACUGUUUUAACGCCGCGGUUAAGGCGGGGAGGUUGGUCACCCUGGAUGACAUCACCAGCGAGGCGAAAUGUCUCGGAGCAAAGACCGUUUGCAAGAAAGCUUUUGAAUACAGCCAGUGCAACGAGCUUACAAUCAUUUCUGAACUUGUGACUGACCAGCAGGCUCUGCGUGCUGUCGAAACAUUCCUGGAUGAAGAGCGUGUGUUGGUGGAGAUGGCGUGCGGAGCAGCACUAGCAGCUGUCUACAGCGGAUUUAUACGCAGAUUACAGGAUGAAGGUCUGCUGCCGACUCUCUUGGGCCCCCUGCUGGUGAUUGUGUGCGGUGGCAGCAGCGUCGACAUGCAGCAGCUGACCCAACUCAAACACAAACUGCAGACUUAAAGUACUCUAUGUACUGUAUGCAGACGUGUCUAAGGGCAACCCAUUUUCACUCCUAACUCAUCUUCAAAUACAGCAGCUUUUUCAGUGGCUCUCAGCAUCUGAUACUGACGCGCAAGGCCCCCGUUGAGUCUGUAUGAGGCAGUCUUGCACUUGCUCGACCUCGGCGCUGUGACAUGACGUAGUAUUAAGAGCGACGAAGUCCACGUAGAAGGGUGAGGUCGGGAUGGAUGGAUGUGGCACUUAUUUGAAAUAACAUCUCAUGCCAACUAAAUUACAUUACAUAGGUAACAUAUUUAACGUCACAUACGUAAGUAAUGCAGCAAACACACUUUUAAGUUCAAUUCAAUUUUAUUUUUAUACCGCCAAAUCACAACAACAGUUCUCUCACUGCGCUUUUCAUAAAAGAGCGGGUCUAGACCGUACUCUGUUAUGUUAUUUACAGAAACCCAACAAUUCUCACCAAGAGCAAGCAACAGGCGACCGAGGCAAGGAAA